Molecule: messenger RNA, 2577 nt
Organism: Penicillium verhagenii
Lineage: Eukaryota; Fungi; Ascomycota; Eurotiomycetes; Eurotiales; Aspergillaceae
Product: H(+)-transporting V0 sector ATPase subunit a
Exons: 5
Coding region: 1-2577 (858 amino acids)
Biological process (GO): vacuolar acidification; proton transmembrane transport
Cellular component (GO): vacuolar proton-transporting V-type ATPase, V0 domain; fungal-type vacuole membrane; vacuolar proton-transporting V-type ATPase complex
Molecular function (GO): ATPase binding; proton-transporting ATPase activity, rotational mechanism
Source: RefSeq, a predicted model, not a curated record
AUGGCUCCACAGGAUACCUUCUUCCGCUCGUCGGACAUGAGUUUAACCCAGCUCUACAUUGCCAACGAAAUCGGAAGAGAGGUUGUGAGUGCUUUGGGCGAGCUUGGUCAAGUGCAGUUCAGAGAUUUGAACCCCGAUACCAAUGCCUUUCAACGCACGUUUACUAAAGAGAUCCGCCGCCUUGACAAUGUUGAGAGACAACUCCGUUAUUUUCGUACCCAGAUAGAGAAGGCGUCGAUUCCCAUGCGGCCCUCUACGGACUUCUCCGAUACUCUGGCUGCUCCCCUCGCCUCGGAAAUAGAUGAGCUGGCUGAACGCAGCGAAAGCCUCGAACAACGCAUCGCCUCCCUGAAUGAUAGCUAUGAGACCCUGAAGAAGCGCGAAGUCGAGCUUUCGGAAUGGCGCUGGGUUUUGAGAGAGGCCGGUGGAUUCUUCGAUCGGGCCCAUACCCAAACCGAAGACAUCCGUCAAUCCUUUGACAACGACGAGGCGCCUUUGCUCCGCGAUGUUGAGCAGCAUGCUCCUCGUGGUGCCAACGGUGACACUCAAGGCCAGCAGAGCUUUUCUGAGAUGAAUAUCGGCUUCGUGGCUGGUGUAAUUCCCCGUGAUCGGAUCGGUGCUUUCGAGAGAAUUCUCUGGCGUACCUUGCGUGGCAACCUUUACAUGAACCAGUCCGAAAUUCCGGAACCCAUUAUUGAUCCCACUACGAACGAAGCGAUUUACAAAAACGUUUACGUGAUUUUCGCUCACGGUUCAAGCAUCCUAGCCAAGAUUCGCAAAAUCGCAGAGUCAUUGGGUGCUUCCUUGUACGGCGUUGAUGAGAAUAGCGAGCUAAGAAGGGAUCAAAUCCACGAAGUCAACACCCGACUGGGAGAUGUUGGAAGUGUCCUUCAAAAUACAAAAAAGACCUUGGAUGCCGAGCUCUCACAAAUCGCACGGUCGCUUGUGGCUUGGAUGAUCAUCGUCAAGAAGGAGAAGGCGGUCUAUGACACUCUGAAUAAAUUUUCCUAUGAUCAGGCGCGCAAGACGCUGAUUGCGGAAGCUUGGUGCCCCACCAAUUCUCUCGGUCAGAUCAAGUCGACAUUGCAAGAUGUCAACGAUCGUGCUGGUUUGUCUGUCCCUACCAUCGUCAACCAGAUCCGCACCAACAAGACCCCGCCUACCUAUGUUCGGACAAACAAGUUUACCGAAGCCUUCCAAACAAUCGUCAAUGCUUAUGGUAUUCCGAAAUAUUCGGAAGUCAACCCUGGUAUCUACACGGUCGUGACCUUCCCUUUCCUCUUUGCUGUCAUGUUCGGUGAUCUCGGCCACGGUUUCAUUAUGGCCUCGGCUGCCUCGGCUCUUAUUUUCUUUGAGAAGAAACUGCUUCGUACCAAGCUUGAUGAAAUCUCGUACAUGGCGUUUUACGGACGAUACAUCAUGUUGCUGAUGGGUAUUUUUGCCAUGUAUACUGGUGUGCUUUACAACGACAUUUUUUCCAAGUCCAUGACUUUCUUCAGCAGUUCAUGGGAGUGGCCAGAGGAUAUCAAGGCUGGACAGUCUGUCGAGGCUACCCUCAAGGGUGAUUAUCGGUUCCCCAUCGGUCUGGACUGGAAUUGGCACGAAGCCGAAAACUCUUUACUUUUCUCCAACAGUAUGAAGAUGAAGAUGAGUGUUUUGCUUGGCUGGAGUCAUAUGACUUUUGCUCUUUGCUUCCAGCUUGUCAACGCGCGCCAUUUCAAAUCCAAGGUGGAUAUCUGGGGUAACUUUGUUCCCGGCAUGCUUUUCUUCCAAUCCAUCUUUGGUUACCUUGUCGUCACCGUCCUCUACAAGUGGUCGGUGAACUGGCAAGAGAGUGACGCAUCUCCCCCGAGUUUGCUCAACAUGCUCAUCUUCAUGUUCCUGAAACCAGGCUACGUUGAACAGCCACUCUACCGUGGCCAGGGAACGGUUCAGCAACUCCUGCUUCUUAUCGCCGUGAUCCAAGUGCCCAUCAUGCUUUUCCUCAAGCCUUUCUGGCUUCGUCAUGAACAUAACCGUGCUCGUGCCUUGGGAUAUCGGGGUCUUGGCGAGCAAUCUCGUGUCAGUGCCCUUGAAGACGACGGUGAUAUGGACGGCGGCUAUAGUGCGGCUCGAGACAGUCUAGCCAGUGAUGGCGAAGGCGUUGCCAUGAUUGCCCAAGACAUCCACGAAAGUGAUGAGCACGGGGAGUUUGAGUUUGGUGAUGUCAUGAUCCACCAAGUUAUCCACACUAUCGAGUUCUGCCUCAACUGUAUCUCUCAUACUGCCUCAUACCUGCGUCUCUGGGCUCUCUCCCUUGCCCACCAACAGCUUUCUAUCGUCCUAUGGACCAUGACCCUCGGCUCUGCCCUCGAACAGGAAGGUGGUUUCAUCCGGGUCUUCAUGAUCGUGGUCUGCUUCUGGCUAUGGUUCGUCCUAUCAUGUAGUGUACUCGUGGGUAUGGAGGGUGUGUCCGCAAUGUUGCACUCCCUUCGUUUGCAUUGGGUCGAGGCGAUGAGCAAGCAUUUCAUGGGCGAGGGUAUCCCUUUCUUGCCGUUCAGCUUCAAGACUUUACUGGAAGAUGACCCUGUCGACUAG